Molecule: messenger RNA, 1113 nt
Organism: Bipolaris oryzae ATCC 44560
Lineage: Eukaryota; Fungi; Ascomycota; Dothideomycetes; Pleosporales; Pleosporaceae
Exons: 1
Coding region: 1-1113 (370 amino acids)
Source: RefSeq, a predicted model, not a curated record
AUGCCGAUCUCGUUACUACCCGCUUCGGCUGCGGCCUUUGCGCCCCGUUCCAACGUCAACGUUGUUUUGGCCUCAAAAGCCGAGCCAUGGUUAACACAAACCUUGAAGAGAGUCAACCGGGUCAAGCGGCCGUUGAAUAGCGUACAACAACACACGCGCUGCCUGACCGAGACACUAUCCGGCCCAAAUGCCAUCUGGUCGCUUUGCUCCAUCAUGGUACCAAAGGCUCCCGACUCGGAACUGCGCAAGGACUCGAAUCCGCUUGUCGAGGCCCUGUUCAACUACCAAAUCAUCCACAUCGAGGCCUAUGUCGUACACGUCGACAUGGUUUCACAACAUGAGGUUGCAUUCAAGCUUACACAGGAGACCAUCGAUGCGCUUAUUGAGUACCACAAGGACAUCUACUCGGUUGAUGUCUCCGCCAGCACCUGGGAGUGGGCUGAGAAGGAGCAGCAGUUGAAGAAGCUUCAGGAUGGAUUUGUCCAGGCCGUAAACCGCUACGUAUUCCGCACUGGUGUCAAGGCUCUGGAAGGUUUGGAGGAAGAAGGCGCGGGAGAACUACUCGAAGGACGAGGUGAGGACGUCAAGAGCGCCAUCAUGGGAUUGUUCCUCCCCCUUCUUCCCCCUCCUCCCAGGAUUGUUGAUGUCGUCCGACCAGCACCCCUCCUCCCAAGCUCGACUGCCUCAGCCAACUGGUGGGUGCCAACGCAACAGAUGCACCCGUCGCACUCUGCCCCAGUCGAUGCCUGGAGGGUGGUUCCUUCGACCCCCAGCCCUACCAUUGCUACCUGCGGUGAAACUGGACCUUCAUUCUGGAGCACCAUGGGAACCAUGGGCUUCGAAGCCAUUCAGCUUCCGUCGCCAACUCCUUCCUUCAGCCAGCCAUACAACUCGACGAGCCCCUACGCACAAAGUACCAGCCCAUAUGCGCCAAGCACCAGCCCGUACACAUCGAGUUCGUAUUACAGCCCGCCCCCGGCAUCGGCACCAAUCCCAGCCCUUCCUCUGCCGAGUGUCUUGGCCCAGCAAUGCGGGUCAAGCGCCGUCCACGGAGGAUUUGGUGGUUUUGGAUGGGAUACUGGAUUUGCACCACAGUACGCAGCCUUCACAUAA